Molecule: messenger RNA, 746 nt
Organism: Scaptodrosophila lebanonensis
Lineage: Eukaryota; Metazoa; Arthropoda; Insecta; Diptera; Drosophilidae
Gene: Rpb7
Product: DNA-directed RNA polymerase II subunit RPB7
Exons: 4
Coding region: 105-626 (173 amino acids)
Biological process (GO): DNA-templated transcription; positive regulation of nuclear-transcribed mRNA poly(A) tail shortening; positive regulation of translational initiation
Cellular component (GO): RNA polymerase II, core complex; P-body
Molecular function (GO): translation initiation factor binding; single-stranded RNA binding; single-stranded DNA binding
Source: RefSeq, a predicted model, not a curated record
ACGUUGCCAGACGUUUAUUUGUAAAGCAUCAAUGCGGACGAGGACUAUUUCUUGAUGUUCCCUAGCUUAUUUAUUUACGGAAGGAUAAAGACCGGUAGACAAUAAUGUUUUAUCAUAUUUCACUUGAGCACGACAUAAUGCUGCAUCCGCGGUAUUUCGGUCCGCAGCUUCUUGAAACUGUGAAGCAGAAGCUAUACUCGGAAGUGGAAGGCACCUGUACCGGGAAAUAUGGUUUUGUUAUUGCUGUCACUACAAUAGACCAAAUCGGUUCUGGUGUAAUACAACCCGGGCAAGGGUUUGUUGUAUAUCCAGUUAAAUAUAAGGCUAUUGUCUUCCGGCCAUUCAAGGGAGAGGUGCUGGACGCCGUAGUCAAGCAGAUAAAUAAAGUGGGAAUGUUCGCAGAAAUAGGCCCACUAUCAUGUUUUAUAUCACAUCAUUCCAUACCGGCUGACAUGCAAUUCUGUCCGAAUGGAAAUCCUCCUUGCUACAAAUCUAAAGAUGAGGAUGUUGUCAUCUCGGGUGAAGACAAGAUUCGCCUUAAAAUUGUGGGUACCCGUGUGGACGCAACAGGCAUCUUUGCCAUAGGAACAUUAAUGGAUGACUACUUGGGACUUGUCUGCAACUAGUUGGAUUUUGGUAUUUGUAUUGUAAGAUAAAUGAUUUGUAUGUAAGCAUAAGUCUCAACUAUUGUAAAACUCAGCUGAUUUUCAAAUUUGUAUUUGAUAUAAACCCAUAUCUAAAACAAA